UCGAGCGCAGCGGGUGCCCGCCGAAGGCUGCCCCCGUCAGAGCGCGUCUGCGUGCCAGGCAGCGGCGGCAUCCAACCUGCUUUAUUCCCCUGCCUGCAGCGCCACAGCGAGCGAGCGAGGAGGGGGAGAGAGGGAGUCUGUCUGCAAAGUGCUGCUCCCUGGUGCUCAGAGGCGGCUGCUCCAGCUCCAACUCUCAUUCAUUUCGCCGGUUAACAUGAGAGAUCAUGGCCGCCUUCGGGCUUCUCAGCUAUGAGCAGAGACCGCUGAAGCGCCCCCGGCUCGGGCCGCCCGACGUCUACCCGCAGGACCCCAAGCAGAAGGAGGAUGAACUUACUGCUGUGAAUGUAAAGCAAGGCUUCAACAAUCAGCCAGCCUUCACUGGAGAUGAACAUGGCUCUGCCAGAAAUAUUGUAAUUAAUCCAUCAAAGAUUGGAGCUUAUUUUAGCAGCAUAUUAGCUGAAAAACUAAAGCUUAACACUUUCCAGGAUACCGGAAAGAAGAAACCCCAAGUUAAUGCUAAGGAUAAUUAUUGGCUGGUUACUGCUCGAUCUCAGAGUGCAAUUCAUAGUUGGUUCUCUGACUUAGCGGGGAAUAAACCACUUGCUAUUUUGGCAAAAAAGGUUCCUAUCCUUAGUAAAAAAGAAGAUGUUUUUGCGUAUUUAGCGAAAUACUCUGUGCCAAUGGUUCGAGCAACAUGGCUGAUCAAGAUGACUUGUGCCUAUUACUCUGCUAUUUCGGAAGCUAAAAUUAAGAAGCGUCAGCCUACUGAUCCUAAUUUGGAGUGGACACAAAUAUCUACCAGAUACCUUCGAGAGCAGUUGGCCAAGAUUUCUGACUUCUACCAUGUGGCCUCCAGCACAAGUGAUGGCCCUAUCCCUGUACCACCGGAGGUGGAGCAAGCCAUGAAGCAAUGGGAGUAUAAUGAGAAGCUGGCAUUUCACAUGUUUCAGGAAGGGAUGUUAGAGAAGCAUGAAUAUUUGACAUGGAUCUUGGAUGUUUUGGAAAAGAUCAGACCAAUGGACGACGAUCUUCUUAAACUCUUGUUACCACUAAUGCUACAGUAUUCCGAUGAGUUUGUUCAGUCGGCCUAUCUGUCUCGUCGUCUUGCCUACUUUUGUGCACGGCGUCUUUCCCUCCUGCUGAGCGAUAGCCCCAGCCUCCUUGCUGCCCACUCACCGCACAUGAUGAUAGGACCGAACAACUCAAGCAUCGGGGCCCCCAGCCCUGGCCCCCCAGGCCCUGGCAUGAGCCCAGUGCAGCUGGCCUUCUCCGAUUUCCUUUCCUGUGCACAGCAUGGUCCUUUGGUUUAUGGACUUAGUUGUAUGUUGCAGACUGUCACUCUCUGUUGCCCAAGUGCCUUGGUGUGGAAUUAUUCCACAAAUGAAAAUAAGAGUGCGAACCCGGGCUCACCCCUGGAUCUGCUGCAGGUGGCCCCUUCCAGCCUCCCUAUGCCUGGUGGGAACACGGCUUUCAAUCAGCAGGUUCGGGCAAGGAUUUAUGAGGUGGAACAGCAGAUAAAAGAAAGAGGCCGUGCAGUGGAAGUUCGCUGGUCUUCUGACAAGUGCCAGGAGUCAGCGGCAGGGGUGACUAUUAGUCGUGUUUUACACACGUUAGAAGUCUUGGAUCGUCACUGUUUUGACCGAAUUGAUUCUAGCAAUUCAAUGGAGACGCUUUAUCAUAAAAUUUUCUGGGCAAACCAAAACAAAGAUAACCAAGAGGUUGCCCCCAGCGAUGAAGCUGUGGUGACGCUGCUGUGUGAGUGGGCUGUGAGCUGCAAAAGGUCGGGCAAGCACAGGGCCAUGGCAGUGGCCAAACUCUUGGAGAAGAGGCAAGCAGAAAUCGAGGCAGAGAGAUGUGGUGAAUCAGAAGUCCUAGAUGAAAAGGAGUCUAUUUCUUCAGCCUCUCUUGCUGGGUCUGGUUUGCCUGUUUUCCAGAAUGUUCUGCUAAGGUUUUUAGAUACACAGGCUCCCUCAUUGUCGGAUCCGAACAGUGAGUGUGAAAAGGUGGAAUUUGUGAACCUGGUGCUGCUGUUCUGUGAGUUCAUCCGCCAUGAUGUCUUCUCCCACGAUGCCUACAUGUGUACGCUCAUAUCUCGAGGAGACUUGUCAGUCACUGCCUCCACUGGGCCGCGCUCACCAGCAGGGGAAAAUGUGGACGAACACUAUUCCAAGGACCACGAUAUAAAAAUGGAGGAACAGAGUAUUAUGGCGCAUAUGGGCAUUGACUCAGGAACUACUAACAUUUUUGAUGAAGUAGACAAGAGUGACUUUAAAACUGACUUUGGUUCGGAGUUUCCAAUUUUUUCUCCCAUGCCUGGAGAGUCCUGUGAGAAUGCCAACCCCUCUUUGGGCAGAAGAAUGUCUAUUAAUGGUGAGAAAUUGACAAAGAGGGAAAAACCAAGGGAAUUAAUCUUUCCAUCUAAUUAUGACCUCCUCCGUCACCUGCAGUAUGCAACACAUUUUCCUAUACCUCUGGAUGAAUCUUCAAGUCAUGAGUGUAACCAGCGCACAAUCCUUCUCUAUGGAGUUGGCAAAGAGCGGGACGAAGCCAGGCAUCAGCUGAAGAAGAUUACCAAAGAUAUCUUGAAAAUCCUAAAUAAGAAGAGCACCACGGAGACAGGGGUUGGGGAUGAAGGGUCAAAGGCCAAGAAGAACAAACAGGAGUCAUUUCCCACCCUGGAGACCGUCUGCACAAAACUCCAGCUCCUCUCCUACUUUGACCAGCACCAGGUGACGUCGCAGAUCUCUAACAAUGUGCUGGAACAAAUCACCAGUUUUGCGUCAGGCACAUCCUAUCAUCUCCCUUUGGCCCACCAUAUCCAGCUCAUCUUUGAUCUCAUGGAACCAGCACUGAAUAUCAAUGGACUGAUUGACUUUGCAAUACAGUUACUAAAUGAACUGAGCGUUGUGGAAGCCGAACUGCUCCUAAAAUCUUCCAGCCUGGCAGGAAGUUAUACCACAGGACUGUGUGUCUGCAUUGUGGCUGUUCUCAGGCGGUAUCACAGCUGUCUGAUCCUAAAUCCUGAUCAGACAGCCCAAGUGUUUGAAGGGUUAUGUGGUGUGGUAAAGCACGUUGUAAACCCCUCCGAGUGCUCUUCCCCUGAAAGAUGCAUCUUAGCCUACCUCUAUGAUCUUUACGUGUCGUGUAGCCACCUCAGAAGUAAAUUUGGAGACCUCUUCAGUAGUGCCUGUUCAAAAGUAAAGCAGACCAUAUACAAUAAUGUGAUGCCUGCGAAUUCCAACUUGCGAUGGGAUCCAGACUUCAUGAUGGAUUUUAUUGAGAAUCCUUCAGCCCGAAGCAUCAACUACUCAAUGCUGGGCAAGAUCCUUAGUGACAAUGCUGCCAAUCGCUACAGCUUUGUCUGCAAUACCCUCAUGAAUGUAUGUAUGGGCCAUCAGGAUGCUGGAAGGAUUAACGACAUAGCCAACUUCUCCUCUGAGCUGACUGCUUGCUGCACUGUUCUCAGUUCAGAGUGGCUGGGGGUUCUGAAGGCUCUUUGCUGUUCUUCAAAUCACGUGUGGGGGUUUAAUGAUGUACUUUGCACUGUAGAUGUGAGUGACCUUUCAUUCCAUGAUUCAUUAGCUACUUUCAUUGCUAUUCUGAUAGCACGACAGUGUUUCUCCCUGGAGGACGUCGUGCAGCACGUCGCACUUCCCUCUCUCCUAGCGGCAGCGUGUGGAGAUGCGGACGCAGAGCCCGGGGCAAGAAUGACAUGCAGACUCCUGCUUCAUCUCUUCCGAGCUCCGCAGGCCUGCUUCUUACCUCAGGCAGCUGGCAAACCUUUCCCCGGAAUAAGAUCAUCUUGUGAUAGACACCUUUUAGCCGCUGCUCACAACAGCAUUGAAGUGGGAGCUGUUUUUGCUGUCUUAAAAGCAAUUAUGAUGCUUGGAGAUGCCAAAAUUGGCAGUAACAACGUCAGCUCUUUAAAGAAUGAGGACUUUGCCGUGAGAAGUUUACGGCGUGAUGGGAAUGCUGAUGACAUCUGGACUGCCUCUCAAAAUGUGAAAUCCUGUGGGAAAAGUAUUUCCAUAGAGACUGCCAAUUUAAGAGAAUAUGCCCGAUACGUCCUGAGGACUAUCUGUCAGCAGGAAUGGGUGGGAGAACAUUGCUUAAAAGAACCCGAAAGAUUGUGUACUGACAAGGAGCUUAUACUGGACCCUGUGCUUUCCAAUAUGCAAGCACAGAAACUGCUGCAGCUAAUCUGUUAUCCUCAUGGCAUUAAAGAGUGUACUGACGGAGACAACUUGCAAAGGCAACACAUUAAGCGCAUUCUUCAGAAUCUUGAACAGUGGACACUGAGACAGUCCUGGCUUGAGCUUCAGUUAAUGAUCAAACAGUGCUUGAAGGACCCUGGCUCCGGUUCUGUGGCUGAAAUGAACAACUUACUGGACAAUAUUGCUAAGGCAACAAUAGAGGUGUUCCAGCAGUCUGCAGACCUAAAUAACAACUCCUCUAAUUCUGGCAUGAGUCUCUUCAACCCAAAUGGCAUUGGAAGUGUUGAUGCAAGUAGCACGAGACAAAAUGGAAUAAAGACAUUUCUAAGUUCCUCUGAACGCAGGGGCGUGUGGUUGGUGGCCCCCCUCAUCGCCAGGCUGCCCACAUCUGUGCAGGGACGAGUGCUGAAAGCGGCUGGGGAAGAACUAGAGAAGGGACAACACUUAGGCUCCUCUUCAAAAAAGGAGCGAGACAGACAGAAACAGAAAAGUAUGUCUCUUUUGAGUCAACAGCCUUUCCUCUCACUGGUCCUCACCUGCCUUAAGGGACAAGAUGAGCAACGGGAAGGCCUCCUGACAUCUCUCCAGAAUCAAGUUAACCAGAUUUUAAGUAAUUGGAGAGAAGAACGAUACCAGGAUGACACAAAGGCACGGCAGAUGAUGCAUGAAGCUUUGCAACUUCGCCUCAAUUUGGUGGGAGGAAUGUUUGACACAGUACAGAGGAGCACCCAGUGGACCACGGACUGGGCCCUCCUGCUCCUUCAGAUAAUUACUUCCGGAACCGUGGACAUGCACACUAACAAUGAAUUAUUCACAACAGUACUUGACAUGCUGGGUGUUUUAAUCAAUGGAACGUUAGCCUCUGACCUAUCAAAUGCAUCCCCAGGUGGAUCUGAAGAGAACAAACGUGCAUACAUGAAUUUAGUAAAGAAACUGAAAAAAGAGCUAGGAGACAAGCGGUCAGAAAGCAUAGACAAAGUUCGACAGCUGCUACCUUUGCCCAAACAGACAUGUGAUGUCAUCACUUGUGAGCCUAUGGGUUCUUUGAUUGACACAAAGGGAAAUAAAAUUGCUGGAUUUGACUCUAUAGAUAAAAAACAGGGUCUCCAGGUCUCCACAAAGCAGAAGGUGUCCCCUUGGGACUUGUUUGAGGGUCAGAAGAACCCAGCUCCUCUGUCGUGGGCCUGGUUUGGGACUGUCCGAAUGGACCGCAAAGUGAUUAAGUACGAGGAGCAGCAUCACCUCCUUUUGUACCACACACACCCCAUGCCCAAGCCCCGAAGCUACUACCUCGAGCCACUGCCCCUGCCUCCUGAGGAGGAAGAGGAAGAGCCCACAUCUCCCAUUUCUCAGGAACCAGAAAGGAAAUCAGCUGAGCUGUCAGAUCAGGGAAAAACCACAACAGAUGAAGAGAAGAAGACCAAGGGAAGGAAGCGCAAGACGAAACCGAGCUCACGAGUUGAUGAGUAUCCCCAGAGCAACAUAUAUCGAGUGCCUCCCGAUUACUCGCCCAUUUCCUCUCAAAUGAUGCGCCAUCCUCAGUCCACCUUGUGGGGUUACACCCUCUCGGGCCAGCCCCAGCAGCCCGGCUUUUUCCUUCAGAGUCAGUCUCUUACUCCAGGGGGCUCCAGAUUGGACCCUGCUGGCUCCUUCGUUCCAACCAAUACCAAACAAGCUCUGUCCAACAUGCUGCAGCGCCGCUCAGGUGCCGUGCUGCAGCCGCCCUCCCUUCAUGCCAUCACCUCACAGCAGCAGCUGAUCCAGAUGAAGCUUCUGCAGCAGCAGCAGCAGCAGCGCCUUCUCAGGCAAGCCCAGGCUCGACCUUUCCAACAGGCCCAGCCAGGGGACCAGGCUGCUCUCUUUGCUGCACAAGCCCGACCCUCUCCUCAACUCCCCCAGUAUCCAGGGCUGCAGCAGGCACAGACCAUGCCCCAGGGCUAUACAAUGUAUGGAACACAGAUGCCUUUGCAGCAAACAGCCCAGCAGCAAGCUGGUGGUGUGGUCCUGUCUCCCAGCUACAACUCCAGGGUCUACCCAACUGCACACUCCAGCCCUGCGCUAAUGGAAAGACUCAGACAGAUUCAGCAGCAGCCCAGUGGCUAUGUGCAGCAGCAGGCCUCGCCGUACCUGCAGCCCUUGACUAGUUCUCAGAGACUGAACCAUCAGGCUUUACAGCAGAGCCCUCUGGUGGCCGGAGGAAUUGAUGCUGUUCUGACUUCUGCACAUCCAAACCUCCCCUCCGUGCCCCUGCCUCAGGAGCCCAUGAGGCCCAGACAGCCACAAGCUCGACAGCAGCAGAGACUCCUCCAGAUGCAGCAGCCUCAGCAGCCUCCCCAGCCCCAGCAGUCCUCACAGUCCCAGAAUCAGACCCUCGGUCUCCAAGCAAUGCAGCCCCAGCAGCCUCUGUUUCCCAGGCAAGGCUUGCAGCAGACGCAGCAGCAGCAGCAGACAGCCGCCCUGGUGCGGCAGCUCCAGAAGCAGCUUUCUAGUAAUCAGCCACAGCAAGGAGUGGCUCCCUAUGGACACUCUUCACACUUCUGAAUCUGGAAGAGAAGACACGGCGUUUUAUGUUUGCACUGAGAAAUAGAAAAUCAAGUUUAAUUUACUAGUCAUCCUAGAAAUGUCCCUCUGGCCUUUUAGUUCUUUGAUAUUUUCCCAUACUUUAUGCUAAAUUUCAUACAAAGGUAUUUAAACAAAAAGUAAAAGAGAAAUUGUGGUUCAGUUUUGUUACAUUUAACUUUAAAGUAGGCUUUAAAAGAUGGAUCAUGCGGGCCUACUCCAGGACGAAGGUGGGAGCAGACCUUUUGAAAUUGGUGCUUUUUUCUUUGAUUGUCAUACUUACGGAAGAAUGAGUUAUGGUGGGUUUAAAUAUUUAUGUAUUCAUUAUUGAUGAAAUUGGGGGUUUUUGUUUGUUUUUUAAAUACACCAUGGUGGACCAAACUACUGAUUUGAAAGUCAUGCCAGGUCCUGACAGGAAAGUGACCCAUUCAUUCUGCAUUCACCUGUGCUGGUGAAAUGGACAUUUAUUUGCAUCACUCUAAUUUGAAAUGUUUGUAACUUCAUAAGCACUUUAUAAACUUUAUUCUUAUUUAUAUAGGACUUUUAUUUUUGUUGUGGUCAAAAGGUGCUGAAACAGAUUGUUGCUUAGUACCUAAACUUCAACCAAGGCUUCUGUGAAAACCACCAUAAGAUACGUGGAAGCAUAUUAGAAGUAACUGCACUUGAAUUUAUUAUUAGUGACAAGAUCAUUGACCAGAGUCUUUGUGAAGGUACAACAUGUAAUCCUGAAGGCCCAGAACAGUGGAAUUGUUCUAUUUAUUUACUGCCAAUUUUGGCAAAAAAAAUGACUGUCCAUAAGGUUUUCCAGAACCUUACACCAACUCCAGAAGUAAAGAAAACCAUCUCGAAGCUGGCCUGAGGUUCCACAGUGCUCAAACUUGACAUGGUUUCCAGAGGCUCUGGCACCAAAGUUGAGAAGGCUCUGGUUUUCAUGAAAGGUAUAUUUACUGUUUAUUUUGUAUGGUAAGUAUUUGCUAUUUUGAAUUUAAAUAUUCCUGUUGGUGUCAGUCUUGGUUGUGUAUUGCAUAUACUGUAUUUAUAAAUUGGUGCAAAAAGCACAAGUAAAGUAAAUUAUACAUCAAAUUUAUUAUAAAGAAAUAGUAACUAUUUUAACUUUGUUCAAGUAUGUGGUAAUUUGCUCCUAUUAGAGUAAAAAAUACAGUAAAUUAUCAGUUUGUGUAACUUAA
Chinchilla lanigera (long-tailed chinchilla) is the source of this 7960-nucleotide messenger RNA. It is a transcript of the gene Med12l, whose product is annotated as mediator complex subunit 12-like. Bases 225 to 6755 code for a protein of 2176 amino acids. Gene Ontology annotation, molecular function: beta-catenin binding; transcription coactivator activity. The transcript is spliced from 44 exons. NCBI's taxonomy places the organism in Eukaryota, Metazoa, Chordata, Mammalia, Rodentia, Chinchillidae. Gene Ontology annotation, biological process: regulation of transcription by RNA polymerase II. Gene Ontology annotation, cellular component: mediator complex. The record is from RefSeq and is a predicted model, not a curated record.